AUGGAUGCCUAUGCCAGUCACCUGAGACACCAUGAACAGGCACGCCCAAUGGACAUUGGGACACCCGGAAACACGCGAAGGACUCUCCUACCAUACCACGAUCACAUUGAACGCGAUAAUGCCGGCCACUUUCUCACACCGCCGUCCGACGCCCGCCUGUCCGAUGCUCUUGUGUUCCUCGUCAUCGCCACAGGUGUCCCAGUUCGCCAACGUCGCGUCCGUUGGCCAGUUGAUUUCACUUCAGACGGAGACAUCAAGCCAAACAGAUGGCCAAUGGGAGAUCCGGUGGUCAUCGACAACGCCUUCCGAAACUUCCUGCGGGGUUACUUCUCUAUCGCCACGACAGGCUUGCCUGCGCGGGAACCAUCACUCUCAGGAAGCUCAGCAUAUAGCACACCGGACGACUGA
This is a messenger RNA of Penicillium mononematosum, 408 nucleotides long. RefSeq lists its product as uncharacterized. Lineage: Eukaryota; Fungi; Ascomycota; Eurotiomycetes; Eurotiales; Aspergillaceae. The record is from RefSeq and is a predicted model, not a curated record. The transcript is spliced from 2 exons. The coding region runs from base 1 to 408 and encodes 135 amino acids.